AUGGAAGAAGCUGAUUUAACCGAUGCAAGUCACCCAUCAACUGACUUUAAAGAUGGUGGUGAUGAGUCCACCUAUUUAUCUAGUGUAAAUAAAGAUUCCAUAAAUACUGAUGAUAAAAACACUAAGUUAACAGAUGUAAAGGAUACGGAAUCUGAAAUUGGCGAUCAAGAUGAUACAGAGGAGAAUGAAAAUGACCUCCAAGAUGACUAUGAGUCGGAGCUUAAUUCAGAGCCCUAUCCAGAUUUGGUGGAUGAGUUAAGUGGAAUAAUAUACAUCUCUAGAAUACCACCCUUCAUGGGACUGGGUAAAUUGAGGUCCUACUUCAGCAAAUUUGGGAAAGUGGGCAAGGUGUACGCACACCCGGAGCCCAUCGGCCAGUACAACAAGAGGGUGAAGAUGGGAGGAAACAAAAGGCUCAAGUUUACGCACGCGUGGGUACAGUUCUACGAUAAGAGCGUGGCGAAGAACGUUGCAAAAAUGCUUAACAACAGGCCCUUCGCAGACACCAAGAGAAGCAGCUUCUGGAAGUACGACAUAUGGAACAUCAGGUACCUCCCCAGGUUCAAGUGGCACAACCUCGUGGAGUAUUGGUCACAGCACAAGAGGGAAAGCAAGGAGCAGCUGAACUUACUUUUGCAGAGGGAACGUAAAAGGAACCUGAGGUACCUGGAGCAGCUGGAAAUAGAAAAGCGGGAGCACCAAAUGGAGCUGAAGAGAAAGGGCAAAAGGGACUCAUUAAGCAGUAAAGAAGACGACACCGCUGAGAGUGCCAGUAAUGCUGCCAACAAUGGCAAACGUUCCAUCAGUGACGAUGCUGAUGAGGCUUACGCCGUUUGCACACCACCCAGAAGGAUAACACAGAGCAAUAAGAGGAAUAAAAUUAAGUCAAAUGGGCAAUCAGAGGAGGAGAUUCCAGUGAACCUACUCAACUCAAUAGCAUUAUAA
Theileria orientalis strain Shintoku is the source of this 945-nucleotide messenger RNA. RefSeq lists its product as hypothetical. Bases 1 to 945 code for a protein of 314 amino acids. NCBI's taxonomy places the organism in Eukaryota, Apicomplexa, Aconoidasida, Piroplasmida, Theileriidae. The record is from RefSeq and is a predicted model, not a curated record. Gene Ontology annotation, molecular function: RNA binding. Gene Ontology annotation, biological process: endonucleolytic cleavage in ITS1 to separate SSU-rRNA from 5.8S rRNA and LSU-rRNA from tricistronic rRNA transcript (SSU-rRNA, 5.8S rRNA, LSU-rRNA); endonucleolytic cleavage to generate mature 5'-end of SSU-rRNA from (SSU-rRNA, 5.8S rRNA, LSU-rRNA); small-subunit processome assembly. The transcript has a single exon. Gene Ontology annotation, cellular component: nucleolus.